UAGUUUAUAGGAAAUUAGGAAUGAAGACAUUGAUUGCAUAUUUAAUUACCUCUAUAUUCAUAAAUUAGUUUUAUAUUCUUAAACAUUCAGUUCACUUCGAUCAGCUGAGUUCAGUUAAUCAAAAUAGGCCCUAAAUAUUUUUUUUUUUUUUAGUGUGCCAAUUGCCAUGAUUCAGGACAUUCAGGUGAACAAGGUUAGGUGUGGGCCCUUAUUUUGUUUGAUACCCGUUUUUCUUCUCUGACUGCCCAUUUUUGGAAUAUAUAUACUAACGUAUGACUGUUAAAAUGUCUACCCAAUAAUAGUUGAGUGUUAGCACUCUAUGGUUGAUUAAUUCGGUAGGCAUGCUCUUAAUUACACAUUAAGUCGCAAUUACUCUCCUUUAUUGUGGCCAUUUCUUGUCUUGAUGGCUAACCUUUUUCCUUCAUAUAUUGCUAUAUAAACUGCCAUUAUGUAAACACACAAGACAUUGGUUCACCACGACUUGGCAAUUUUAGUUUUAUAUACUUCACAACAUCAAAAUAAGUAUUUAUUAUCAUUUUAUUUGCUUACUUAUUACUAUAUUUAUAUCGUUACAAAAAAUCUCACAGUAUAGUAAUUUACUACGUGCCUAACAUGGAAGGCUCAAUUCCAGUAAUAGAUGUACUCAAAGUUGAAAGAAAGCCAAAAAAAUUAAGGGAAGUUGGUGAAAAAUGGGGUUGUUUUAGAGUGGUAAAUCAUGGGAUACCCCUUAAAUUAAUGGGAGAAAUGAAAUCAGUAGUAGAACAACUGCUCGAUCUUCCUCUUGAAAUCAAACAGCGGAAUGUAGAUGUAAUCCCAGGGACUGGGUACUUAGCUCCAUCCGAAAAGAACCCACUUUAUGAAUCCUUGGGACUUUUCGACGUUGCUUCGUCGGCCUCGGUCUCUAACUUUUGCUCUCAGCUUCGAGUUUCUUCACAACAAAGGGAGAUAAUAGAGAGUUAUGCUGAAGCAAUGUACGAGUUUUCGAUCGAUAUGGCAAGAAAAAUGGCGAAAAGCAUGGGCGUCGAAGAUUACAAUUUCGAAGGUUGGAGUUGUACAUUGAGGAUGAAUAAAUACAACUUCACUCCAGAAAGUAUAGGCUCCUCAGGAGUACAGAACCACACAGAUUCUGGAUUUCUAACAAUUCUUCAAGAUGAUGAAAAUAUUGGUGGACUCCAAGUUAUGAAUGAAACGGGUAAAUAUGUUGCUGCUGAUUACUUACCAGGAACUCUUGUUGUUAAUUUUGGAGACGCUGCAACACUAUGGAGCAACGGGAUUCUACGCAAUGUGCAACAUCGAGUUCAAUGCAAGGGUGCAGGGAUACGUAUGUCAAUUGCAACAUUUCUUUCACCACCACAUGACCAAGUAAUCGAAUCACUUCCAAACUUUGUUGAUGCCGACCAACCUCCCAUUUACGGUCCUAUUACGUUUGAAGCGUUAAGAGGUCUUCGUGUGUCAAAGAACCUGCGGGCAGGGGAAGCCCUACAAUUAAUACGUCUUCACAAUACAAAGAGUAUUUAAAUGUUUUUUUUUUUUUGUAAUUUUUUCCUAUUUUCUUCCUCGUUAAACGACUUGUAUUAAUUUUUACAGUACUCCGUAUUAUUUAAUUUGGAUGAGUGCCAAGUAUAUUGUUCUGUCCUAAUUUAGUUGUCAUAUUUUAACUUCAAAUUAUAUGGAAUAUCGUAUUGUUUAAUUUGGGUGAGUGCCGAACAAAGUAUCCUAAUAACCAAGAAAAUUGGUCGUGGGUUGCUGGAUGCUGAUCAUGCAUCCUUUGUGUUGGAUAUCAACCUAAGUCUCAUAUGAAAUAGAUAAGAAAGUGUUGCAUUUUUUUUAUUGAUAUUUUUAAGUGUUAACCUACUUCAUUAGUAUCUUGCCUUUUGAAAAGAUGGUUAAAAAACGAGC
Messenger RNA from Chenopodium quinoa (quinoa), 1899 nucleotides. RefSeq names its product 2-oxoglutarate-dependent dioxygenase DAO-like. The record is from RefSeq and is a predicted model, not a curated record. The coding region runs from base 613 to 1518 and encodes 301 amino acids. Gene Ontology annotation, molecular function: dioxygenase activity; indole-3-acetaldehyde oxidase activity. The transcript has 3 exons. Gene Ontology annotation, biological process: auxin catabolic process. Lineage: Eukaryota; Viridiplantae; Streptophyta; Magnoliopsida; Caryophyllales; Amaranthaceae.